This is a messenger RNA of Annulohypoxylon maeteangense, 1721 nucleotides long. RefSeq lists its product as uncharacterized. The transcript has 2 exons. Lineage: Eukaryota; Fungi; Ascomycota; Sordariomycetes; Xylariales; Hypoxylaceae. The record is from RefSeq and is a predicted model, not a curated record. The coding region runs from base 164 to 1138 and encodes 324 amino acids.
CUUUGACAACUUCAACAACUGUAUCAACUUGCAUAUUCAAACAGCCCUGAGAACUCCAACUCCAACUCCAACUCCAACUGAAAUUGCACGCACACUCGCAUAAGCGCAACCACGACAGCUAUCCCAACAGCACUAGGCUUACCUAACCGACAGAUCUGGCGCUAUGCAAGGUAAUGGAUCAGGACCAGGCGCUGGUGCCAUGCCAAUUGGACCUACGCCAGCCGGCCACCAGGCCGAGUUAAACAUCAUCUAUGGCAUGGUCGAGGAGCUGUCGCGACAACUGGCCGAGAAUAGACGUGUUACGGAAGAUAUUGUCUCUGGGCUCGGAAGGGUGCGCAAUCGAGCGCGAGAGCGUGGCCUGACCAACGACCAGGUGCUCGGAGAAGCUGCCGACGAAAUAUUUGCACAAGAACCGAAUCUCGAAGCUCUCGUAUCCAUCUUAACAGAAUCCCUCGACCGUGCUAAGCUCUCUCGCGAUGCCAACUUCUCCCUUCUUACCAACUACGCCCGAGUUCUCUCCACCAUCCUCUCUCAAUUUCACUCUUAUAAACAAAAACAUGUCGCCGAUGUCUCCGCCUGGCACCGUUCUUAUCGAGCACAACUAGCCGAGGCCCGCGCCGAGAAUUCCCGGCUGCGUGAGCAGAUCUGGGAGAUGCAGGAACAUGCCGGCCACGCUAAUCAGAUGCUGCGAGAAUUCCGCAAGAAAUACGACGAGAACGAGGAACGAUGGGAGAGGCGUGUCGAGGAUAAGGCCAAGAGACAGGAGAUUCGUUUCUGGAAGCGCAUGGCCAUGCCCGAGGUUGCCGAGACCGAAGACGGAUACUGGAGCGACGACGAUGACCUCGUAGACCCUGUCGAGAAGGAGAGGCUAAAAGAGGUCGAGCGUAAGGUUGCGGAACAGGCCCUUGCUGGCGUUGGGAGCACGAGCAGUCAGAGCGAGGAUUCCGAGGGAGAGGGAAGCGAACCUCACGCUCUAUCAGCGAGUAUGAUCGGCGGAGUAGCCAUGGACAGAGAUGGAGGGGUGCCUGGAAUCAUGCCGGUACCGCCACCGAGACCAUCUAGCACAGGAAGCACAGGAAGUACGGGUAGUGCGGGAAAUAUGGGAAGUACGGGAAGCACAGGGGCGCAAACAGGUUAGCGGUGGCUUCGUUUAACUACCUACCUUGAUACGUGGCAUGGCAUGGCAUGGCAUGGUGUUACGGCUGAUUUGAUCGAGGAAUACCCUGAACGGAAAGAGUUUUAGUAGACCACAAUAAUCGAGACCUUACUCCGUGCCCCUUCGGAAUUAGCAUGGAGGUCAUCGCUCAUUUGUCGGCGGCUGUUUAUACACGGACCAUAUGCUUAUUGAGGAUAUCACUCCUCUAAAACGCUGGUGGGAGGAGUCUUUCUGAGCAGCUAUCGCGAGUCAUCUCCACUUGUUAUCGGUUAUACUCGCAACGGGGACCAUAGCUCUCAUAUGGUGGCUCGUCUUCUAAAUCCUGCCGCUAUCUUCUUUUUUUUAAAAAAAAAAAGUUUGGAUACCGGCAGUAGAGCAGACGUCUUAGUCAACGUAGGACUAAGGACAACAACUUUAACAACCAAGGCUACCACCAUUAUGCGCGUCCUUGAACCGUAGAACAUCAAAUUAAUUCUAUAAUACCGGAUGGUACAUUGACGAUGAAAGUCAUGAUAUUUAACAUAUGGAUCCUAAAUAUACUUACCUAUGAGGGCAUAAGUGGCCC